AUGACAGCGGCACCCCAAGCAGCCAUGGCCGGUCAGCCAGUGAAUGCCGCCGCGGUGGACGACCCUCUCCUGGUUGAUCAGGAGGCCAACUACCCUCAAGCGGACAACAAUGGCGGUAGCAGCUUCCCCUGGCCCACCGUUUUGGGUUUCCUCAUCCUCAGCUUCAAUGCAGCAAUGGCCAUCAUUCGAUCGCAAGGCAAUAUGAUGGCCAUCGCCUUCGUCGGUUUCUCCUAUGCCGUCCUGAUCGCCCUCUUUGUCUGCCUGAGGAUGUAUGAGCGUGCCCGUGCUGGCUCAUCCAAGAGGGAGUGGCUCAAGAUCGCUGUAUGGAUAUUGACGACUCUGCUGACAUUCAGCUUCUCCUACAAAGUUGCCGCCAUCAUGCCAGCGCCGGUGGCCGUGGUCGUUUGGCUGAUGGCUUUUGCGACCGUUGCAGGAGGCUUCGUCGCAUUCUUCAUCUACAAAGAGAAGUGA
This is a messenger RNA of Miscanthus lutarioriparius, 471 nucleotides long. The record is from the annotation of a GenBank genome assembly. Lineage: Eukaryota; Viridiplantae; Streptophyta; Magnoliopsida; Poales; Poaceae.